AUGGGGAAGGAAAAAAACAAAAAUGACUCUGGGUCAAAAACCACGGCUCCCAAAAAGCGACCAGCACCCAAAUCCAAACCCAAACCACCACCAACACCAAAAUCACCACCACCCGCAUCAGCAACAGCCGAAAAGGAGUCCCCCGACGAGGAGCUCCAGCACCAGCAGGCCCUCCUCGACAUCUUCAGCGCCGCCUUCAGCCGCACGCUCAGCAGCGCGGAUUUCACAGCGCGCCUGCAGGAGGUCAAGGCCCUGCUGUACGCGCGCGACUUCGACGCCGCGUUCGGGCGCGAGGGCAACCUCGACGUCUACGCCGCGCGGUGGAGCCCCACGCGCGCGCUGUGCUAUGGUUGGGUCCUGUCCGAGAUCGGGGCGCAUCUGGAGGGGCUGAUCGUUGAGAAUGGUUAUGGUGGUGGUACUGGCAGCAAUGUUGGUGUCCGACAGGAGGGUGAUGAUGGCGAUGAUGGCGAUGAACGUGCUGACGCGGGAGGUCCGGUGGCAAACGAGUCUCUAUCUGCAAGUCUGCCAUCGGAGAAAGCACCCGAAGCGCCAACAAGAAGUCUGAGGAUGCUCUCCAUAGGCGGCGGCGCAGCCGAGAUCGUGGCUUUCGCAUCGUAUCUGCAUACGUGUGGUCUUCACAGUUCUACCACUACCACUACAGAGACAGACGACACCACACCCACGACGCCCACGACGCCCACCGCAGACACGGAUCUCACAGGCAAACUCACCCUCCUCGACACCGGUCCCUGGGGUCGCAUAACGCAAACCCUCCAAACAGGCCUAACAACCGCACCCCCUCCGCAAUCCGCCCAAACCGAUGCUCAACCCCUAAUCCAACCCACCCACCUCCACUCAACCUUAACCCAGCAAGACAUCCUCUCGCUCUCCUCGGCCCAGCUAUCAGACCUUCUUCUUCCCAUCGCAGGAACCGCCCAGCCGCUCCUCAUAACCCUGCUCUUCACGCUCAACGAGCUCUACACCGCCGCCGGCAUCGGCCCCACCACAGCCUUCCUGCGGCGACUGACCGCAACCGUGCCGCCCGGUUCGCUGCUGCUCGUUGUCGACAGCCCGGGCAGCUACUCCAAGGCCGCCGUGGGGCGCGAGGCGAGGCGGUACCCGAUGCAGUGGCUGCUGGACCACACGCUGCUGGAUCAGAAGAAGAGGAAGGAUGAGGACAAGAAGAAGCUGGACUCUGCCGACGAUGACGGCGGCUGCAGGUGGGAGAAGCUCGAAUCACACGACUCGGUGUGGUUCCGGCUCGCCGACGGCCUGCGCUAUCCAAUUGCACUGGAAGACAUGCGGUACCAAAUGCAUUUAUAUCGCGCCUGUGCGCGCUCUACUGAUUAA
Molecule: messenger RNA, 1350 nt
Organism: Anthostomella pinea
Lineage: Eukaryota; Fungi; Ascomycota; Sordariomycetes; Xylariales; Xylariaceae
Source: the annotation of a GenBank genome assembly